Vombatus ursinus (common wombat) is the source of this 2733-nucleotide messenger RNA. It is a transcript of the gene MAPK7, whose product is annotated as mitogen-activated protein kinase 7. The record is from RefSeq and is a predicted model, not a curated record. Gene Ontology annotation, molecular function: MAP kinase activity; ATP binding. Bases 62 to 2392 code for a protein of 776 amino acids. Gene Ontology annotation, cellular component: cytoplasm; nucleus. Gene Ontology annotation, biological process: cell surface receptor signaling pathway; protein phosphorylation; intracellular signal transduction. The transcript is spliced from 7 exons. NCBI's taxonomy places the organism in Eukaryota, Metazoa, Chordata, Mammalia, Diprotodontia, Vombatidae.
GGGGGUGGGGAAGGAGCUGGCCCUGUGGUGGCGGCUGCUGUGGCCCUGACCCCGGGCCGCCAUGGCCGAACCCCGGAAGGAGGAGGAGGAGGAGGACGAGGAGGGGGGCACUGAGGGUCGCCCUGAGCCAGGGAAGGCGGAGCCCCCCAACCCCGUGGCCUCAGUGGUGGCCAAAAACCUGGCACUGCUCAAAGCCCGCUCCUUCGACGUGACUUUCGAGGUGGGGGAUGAAUACGAGAUCAUCGAGACCAUCGGUACCGGAGCCUACGGGGUGGUCUCCUCCGCCCGGCGCCGCCUCACAGGCCAGCAGGUAGCCAUCAAGAAGAUCCCCAAUGCUUUUGAUGUAGUAACCAAUGCCAAGCGGACCCUCCGGGAGCUGAAGAUCCUUAAACACUUUAAACAUGACAAUAUCAUUGCCAUCAAGGACAUUCUGAAGCCCACUGUGCCCUAUGGGGAAUUCAAAUCUGUUUAUGUUGUCCUGGACUUGAUGGAAAGUGACCUACACCAGAUCAUCCACUCCUCUCAGCCACUCACCUUGGAGCAUGUACGCUACUUCUUGUACCAGCUGCUUAGAGGACUUAAGUAUAUGCACUCAGCCCAGGUGAUCCACCGUGACCUCAAACCCUCUAACCUGCUGGUGAAUGAAAACUGUGAGCUGAAAAUAGGUGACUUUGGCAUGGCUCGGGGCCUUUGCACUUCCCCAGCUGAGCAUCAGUACUUCAUGACAGAAUAUGUUGCCACACGCUGGUACCGUGCCCCUGAGCUCAUGCUCUCCUUGCAUGAGUACACACAGGCCAUCGACCUGUGGUCUGUGGGAUGCAUUUUUGGAGAGAUGCUGGCUCGACGACAGCUCUUUCCAGGUAAGAACUAUGUCCACCAGCUUCAGCUGAUCAUGACAGUGUUGGGGACUCCAUCACCAUCUGUGAUCCAGGCUGUAGGGGCUGAGCGAGUACGUGCCUAUAUUCAGAGUUUGCCUCCACGCCAACCAGUGCCCUGGGAGACAGUAUACCCAGGUGCUGAUCGGCAAGCAUUGUCACUUCUGGGCUCCAUGCUGCGCUUUGAGCCUGGUGCUCGGAUCUCAGCUGCAGCUGCCUUGCGCCACCCCUUCCUAGCCAAGUACCAUGACCCUGAUGAUGAGCCAGAUUGUGCCCCACCUUUUGAUUUUGCCUUUGACCGGGAAGCUCUGACCCGUGAACGAAUAAAAGAGGCAAUUGUGGCUGAGAUUGGUGACUUUCAUGCCCGACGUGAGGGAAUCCGCCAGCAGAUCCGUUUCCAGCCCUUAUUGCAGCCUGUGGCUGGAGAACAAUGCUGCCCUGAUGUGGAGAUGCCCAGUCCCCGAGGACCUGGUUCAGAUUGUGCCAUGGAGUCACCACCUCCAGCCUUACCUCCCCCUGGACCUACAUCCAACACCAUAGACUUGACCUCCUCUCAGCCUCCUCUACCAACUGGAGAUCCAGCCCCACCUAAAAAAGAAGGAGCUAUCUCAGACAAUACCAAAGCUGCUCUCAAGGCUGCCUUAAGGAACCGGCUUAAAGAUGGUCCCAGUGCACCCCUAGAGGCCCCUGAGCCACGAAAGCCAGUAACAGCCCAAGAACGGCAGAGGGAGAGGGAGGAGAAGAGAAGGCGGCGACAGGAACGAGCCAAGGAGCGAGAGAAACGACAGAAGGAGAGAGAACGCAAAGAAAGGGGUGUAGGGGCAGGGGGUGGUCCCUCUGGUGAUCCCCUGGCUGGGCUGGUGCUGAGUGACAAUGACCGAAGCUUAUUAGAACGUUGGACUCGAAUGGCCCAGCCUCCGGCUCCACCCCCUGGACCAGCAGCACCUACCCCACCACCCCCUGCUCCUCCUCCUGGACCUGCCCCUCAACUUACGGGACCCUCUCCACUCCCAGCUACUAUUUCAUCUGGUCUCCAGGCCCCAGUUACACCCCUUCCGGUUCCCCAACCAUUGGUUCCUCCUCCUAGCCUUCCUGGCCCCACCCCUGCAGGAACCAUGCCUUACUUUCCACCUGGCCCACCACCAUCAGAUCUAGGGGGAUCCCAUCAGGCUCCCACUUCAGAGUCACCAGAUGUGAACCUGGUGACUCAGCAGCUAUCUAAGUCACAGGUGGAUGAUCUACUGCCUCCCGUUUUCUCGGGAACCCCAAAGGGCAGUGGGGCUGGCUAUGGAGUUGGCUUUGAUUUGGAGGAAUUCCUCAAUCAGUCUUUUGAUAUGGGUGUGGCUGAUGGGCCUCAUGACAGCCAAACAGACUCGGCCCCAUUGUCAGCCUCUCUGCUCACUGAUUGGUUAGAAGGGCAUGGGAUGAACCCCGCUGACAUUGAGUCUCUGCAGCGUGAGAUCCAGAUGGACUCCCCUAUGCUGCUUGCUGACCUGCCCGAUCUUCAGGAGCCCUGAGUACCAGGCGCUAAAAAACCAGGCUCAAGCUGGGAACAGGGGAACAGGGUCUUUCAGUUUAGGUCGAAGGCAGGAUCUAGGAAGGAAGCCCCAGAAGACUGAAAAUUCAUGUUUUGAUGGGGAGAAUAGGAGCACCAGUUUAUUCUCCAGAUUCAUCUCAAAUUCACCCUGCAACUUUAGGGGUAAGCCUCAGUAUCCAUAAAACUCUGGGGAAAUUAGAAAGGCCCAGGAACUUCUAUUACCUGUCACUUUUCAGACACUUCUCUGCCACUUCCAGUAUUGACUUUUUUUUUUUACAUUCUUAUUGUUGUGGGACCAGUGAAAUAUAAGAUUGAUCCUUA